Enterobius vermicularis (human pinworm) is the source of this 1743-nucleotide messenger RNA. Lineage: Eukaryota; Metazoa; Nematoda; Chromadorea; Rhabditida; Oxyuridae. The record is from the annotation of a GenBank genome assembly.
AGGAAUCUCUCAUUAUUCUCAUUUCAAGGAGCAAUGUCUUUCGGUGGUUUGUACGAAUGUGCUUUCAAAAAUGCUGCGCUUAAACGGUUUCCGUCUACGAAGAUCGAACGAUCAAAUUCAGUGAAAGGAAAAAAUGGUGAUAGCGAUUUGGUUACUCUUGAUCAAGUGAUGAACAGGGCGCGCUAUGUGGUUUUUUAUUUAAUUAGUUCGAGUGGAGGUCGGGCAAACGAACUUAUAGCUGCUUUAAAACGUCUGCAAGAUAUUCGUAAUGGAGAGUGUUCUGACGGCAAUAAAACCUCACCUGCGCGGAUACGUCGCUUUUUCGGGGUCGGGCACAAGAGCAAAAAGAAGAAAUUGUUGGAGACUAGGGAAGUUGACGUCAUUGUGGUUGAUGUUGAUCCACCAAAUGAAAAUCAGGACUAUUCUGGCUUUGUGGAUUCAGGGUGGUUUACUUUUGUGCCGAUGACGCCUAUGAAUAAGAGCAGACUUCUACGAUCUCUCAAAUAUCAGUUUACACCUUCCGUGUUGGUCGUUGAUACAGCCACUCGGCACUUAGUUUGUGGUGACGGACGGCGAAUAAUAGUGGAGGAUCCUAGCGGGAGCAAUUUUCCUUGGGUAAUUCCUUCUGCAGAACAGCUUUUCCAAGGCACUGUUUUGAAAAAUUCACCGGAGGACAGCGACUCGACAAAGUUGAUUAAAAUUGAAUACAAGGAUUUACCCCCCAGUGUCAAAGGACUUUAUUUUGCAGCAAAUUGGUGUCCUCCAUGUCGCGCUUUCACCAAACAGUUAAGCGCUACAUAUAAAAGUCUAAGAGAUUCAGGAGUAUCUUUUGAAAUAUUCUUCUGCUCAUCGGAUAGGUCAGAAGAGUCAUUUGAGCACCACUUUUCGACUAUGCCUUGGCUAGCCUUUCCUUUUGACCAUGAAAAGUUAAAUCUUCUGACGCGGAUGUAUGGUGUUAACGGUAUUCCUGCAUUCUUGAUAUUGGAUGAGAAGAACAGUGUAAUAACAUGGCAUGGAAGAAACGCUGUUUUAGGCGAUCCUCAAGGAAAGUUUUUUCCAUGGGGACCUCAAUUAAUGUUUGAACUAAAUGAGUUCACUUUGUGCCGCUUGAGAGAUCUUCCUACGCUGAUUUUAUUUACAGAAGGAACACCAGAAGAUGUUUUAUUUUCUAUCGAAGUUUUGCGUUCAAGCGCUGAAAUGUUGUUUGCGGAAAGAAACGAAGCAUUAAGACGUUCGCCGUCAAAAGAAAGUACAAGUCAGGAAGAAGAUGGGAAUGAAGGCAGUAACAGUACGUCACCAGAUUUGACCCAGUCGACAAAUUCUGUGGACAGUGUUUCAUCUGCUGAAGUUCCUGCACCGUCUUGGGCCGACCCAUUACAAGUAUUUUACACAGCCGAAGAUCCCAUCUGUGACUUUGUUCUUGAAGUUUUAAAACUCGGGGAAGCGGAAUUGCCAAUGGCAGUUAUCGUUGAUGUUAUUGGGGGUUUGAUGACUGUUUGUCAAAAACCAGAUGUUAGCUCAGAGAUUAUAGAAGAAUUUGUGACUGAUUAUAAGAAUGGCCGCUUGGAAAUGACACCUCUUCCAGCAAGCUGCCAGAACUCUGGAAUGCAAAUAGGAGGUAUUCCAAUCAAAGUGGUUCAUCAAGUUCUUGGCAUCGGGAAUUCGCCUUCACAGGGUUCAAUCAGUGGCGAUAAAGCGGUUUCUCCGACUGCUCAGAAUGGUGGUUCGUCGAUGGUUUUGUAA